CGGUCGGCGAGGGUGACGUGGCGCCGGGAUGACGUCAGUGCGGGGCAAGGCGGGCGUUGACGGUCGGUCAGUGUGAGUGAGUGAGGAGAGAGCGGGGUCGCUGCCGUCCUCCCUCCUGUCAUGGACGCUCCCAGCCAAGAUAUCAACCUUAACUCUCCCAACAAAGGUCUGCCUGAACACAUGAUUGAUGUGCCUGUGGAUACCCCAGCCGGUGGUGACGGAGUGGGUGUGCUGUCUGAAGUGGAAACGGAGGAACUAAAGAGUGAACUCAUCAAGGUUGAAGACGAAAUAGCAACACUGCGGCAGGUUCUUGCAGCCAAGGAAAAACAUGCUGCAGAGAUCAAACGAAAGUUGGGGUUAACUACUUUUAAUGAACUCAAGCAGAACCUUAGCAAAGGCUGGCAAGAUGUGCAAGCAUCCAAUGCCUAUAAAGGCGCGUCUGUGAAAGUUGAAGAUUUGAAUAAGACAAUUACUCAGUCUGAAGUUUACAAGAAGACUCAAGCGACACUUUCUACAGCUGGAUCCAAGACUUCGAGCGCCAUAUCUAGUGUUGGGUCAGUGCUGAGUAGGACGCUGGGUGAAAUCAAGGAAUCGCCUACCUUCAAAUCAUUUGAAGAAAGCGUUGGAAAUCUAAAGGCUAAGGUUGUUGGAAAUGAGAACAAUGCCAAAGACGGCUAUCAAUCUCCCACUGCGACAAGUCCCACCGCGGAGGAAAAGCUACCCCAGGAUAGUGCACCCUUCUGAGCAAGAGAUGACCUUCUCACUACCCGAGACGCCGCUCAUUUCCAAACGCCAAAUUUCUUGCAAGCAUUACGUAAAUGUACAUAUGGUUGUUGGAAUUUGGAGAGGCGUAUUACUGCUGUUCUAGAAAUCUGAUAACCAUUUUGUAAUAUGUAAAUCCUUAGGGGGAGGGGGGGGAGAAGAAAAUAUAGACCUUCAAACUUCUGACAAGUUUCAAAGCCUCAGCUUUUACUUUACUAAACUAUUGUCACCAAGAAAAUUUAGCUUUGAGUACCUUUUUUGGAAACCUAAUUUUCGACAGUUUCAAGCACACUACUUUUGACGAUGGUUCAUAUCAUACCUGCCUUAUUUUGUGCUUAAAUUACACUUUUAUAAUUCUGGGACAGAAGUGGGUUGAAUUUCCAGCACCUGUCUAAUGACUGAUAUUUGAAGAGUUAAUUUGGCCACGGAUUUCUUCUGCUUUUAGUGUAUCUCCAGCAUCUUUAAAUAUGUUUACGACAUUUAUGUUAGCAACCGAAGCAUGCAGACUUUUCCUUUCGGAAGAAAGAGCAGCCAAAAAAAAAAAUACCAGUUGGAUACAUGCUGUGGUUUGUACACACAGUGGGCUAUAAGGGACAUUAAUAUAAUCGAGUUGGGUUUUAAUGGAACGAAACGGAAUUUAGUUUAGAAUGUUUUGAUGCAUAAUGGAUCAUUCUUUGACCAUUCUUGUUUUCAGACAAAAAUGGGAGUUGGUCUAAUGUUAGGUGUAUACCAGGGUGUAAUUGUAUAUUUCCCUUUAUAUCACUCGAAUGCUCACAAUAAAAUUGGUUAUUAAAGCAAUAUCAAAGAACAA
Leucoraja erinaceus (little skate) is the source of this 1573-nucleotide messenger RNA. RefSeq names its product tumor protein D54-like. NCBI's taxonomy places the organism in Eukaryota, Metazoa, Chordata, Chondrichthyes, Rajiformes, Rajidae. The record is from RefSeq and is a predicted model, not a curated record. Bases 121 to 744 code for a protein of 207 amino acids. The transcript is spliced from 7 exons. Gene Ontology annotation, cellular component: cytoplasm.